Molecule: messenger RNA, 542 nt
Organism: Cylas formicarius (sweet potato weevil)
Lineage: Eukaryota; Metazoa; Arthropoda; Insecta; Coleoptera; Brentidae
Gene: JTBR
Product: protein JTB
Exons: 2
Coding region: 81-542 (153 amino acids)
Biological process (GO): mitotic cytokinesis
Cellular component (GO): cytoplasm; midbody; spindle
Source: RefSeq, a predicted model, not a curated record
CUAACCUUAAACUUAUAUUUGACAAGUGAUAAUUAUAGUAUUAAACACGUUAUUUCAUCAUUUUUAUUUAAAUUUACAAAAUGAUAGAGUCGUGCCCCAAAAAGCGAAUGCUACUGGGUAUCACACUUCUGGGGAUAUUAACGAUCGUCAUUUUAAUAGUGGAAUCUCACUGGACGGACAACGAGAGAAUCUCCUCUAAGAGACGCUCAUUUAUAGUGGAACAAAAUUCGACUUGUUGGGAGAAGGAGUCGUACGAAGUGGUAAAGGAUUGCGAGCCUUGUACACCGUUUGAGUUACGCAGCAAAACUUUGGGUGUAUGCAUUCAUACUAAAUACAAAGAAAUAUUAAAGUGUGCCAACGGAGACUAUGUGACGAGAAGCUGCGAUAGGACUGCAUAUUAUGACGAACAAUCUUUUUGGCGCUUUGAGGCAUCGAUGUUUGGGUUAAGUGCAGUUUCAGUAAUUUGUGUUUUCUCUAGGAAGAAAGUAUUGAAUAAACGAAUGCUCCAGAGAGUACAAAGACAGUUGGCGAAUUGUGUAUAG